AUGCUGGAAAUGUAUUCCCUGCAAGACCUGUAUCUGCAGGAAGAUUGCUUAGCACUGUCAUGUCUGCUAGAAGGAUGUUGUCUCUGCACAGUGAGCACUGUAGGAGAUGUGUCUGUGCUGGAAGGCGGCUCCGUGACUGUCCCGUGUCACUAUAACCCACAGUACAUCAGUCACGUGAAGUACUGGUGUCAGGGCCGGAUGAGAGAGUUCUGCACGAGCCUCGCUCGCACCGAUGACCCGGACUCGGCCCCUACCGGGAAGGGAAGGGUGACGAUCGCGGACGACCCCACCCAGCACGUGUUCACCGUCAGCAUGCGUGAGCUGACGGAGGAGGACUCGGGCUGGUACUGGUGCGGGGUGGAGCUCGGGGGAAUGUGGGUGACUGACAGCACCGCCUCGCUUCAUAUCAGCGUCAUUCAGGGCAUGUCAGUGGUGAGCAGUAUGCUGAGUGCAGAUGAAGGCAGCAGCGUCACUGUGCAGUGUCUCUACAGUAAAAACCUCAGGUCCAGUGAGAAGCGUGUGGUGUCGCAGCGGAACUGGAACUCCUGCGUGGCGACGGACUCCGCAGGAACAUUCAACAGCAGAAAAGUCUUCAUCCGUGAUGACAGGGACAGCACGUUCACGGUGACGAUACAGCAGCUGGAGAUGAGAGACGCUGGCUGGUACUGGUGCGGAGCCGGUCAGCAGCAGGUGGCUGUUCAUGUGUCAGUCACAGCACAAACCACAACACUGAGCACAGCGUCUCCCAUCCAGAUUCUGAAGACAACAGUCAGAAAUCCAUCUGUAAUGAGCUCGAAUGACCCUCACAGUCGUCCUGUUUGGGAGUCUCCUCUUGUAGUGUGCGGGAUCGUGCUUUUGGUCAUGAUGGCGUUUUUGGCAAUUUGGAAAUUACGACACCUGUUUAAGGAAAAGCAGAAACACAGAGGGACGAAUGAAGUGAACGAUAAUCUCACAAUGUGUCCUUGGAGAGAAGGAGACUGUGAACGCCUCGUUGAUUUUCCUGAACACUCCAACUGUUUCCCAGUGAUGGGAAACAACAAACUCAUGGACAUUCAUGAUGCCGAAGGAGAUUAAAAAAGCAAACUGAUGGACACUUUGAGUCCCACAGGCGGCAGGGGUAAUAUUUGUCAUGUAACAGUUAAAUAGAAGAUCAGCUUUCAUUUGAAUGCAUAUUUUAUGUCAUGUAUUCCUCUGUCUGUAAGCAGAAGCCUUACGAGUGCAGAGUUUAGGAC
Molecule: messenger RNA, 1232 nt
Organism: Puntigrus tetrazona (Sumatra barb)
Lineage: Eukaryota; Metazoa; Chordata; Actinopteri; Cypriniformes; Cyprinidae
Product: CMRF35-like molecule 7
Cellular component (GO): plasma membrane
Molecular function (GO): transmembrane signaling receptor activity
Source: RefSeq, a predicted model, not a curated record